This is a messenger RNA of Pieris napi, 3332 nucleotides long. RefSeq lists its product as uncharacterized. The transcript is spliced from 28 exons. Gene Ontology annotation, cellular component: plasma membrane. Bases 1 to 3261 code for a protein of 1086 amino acids. Gene Ontology annotation, biological process: detection of chemical stimulus involved in sensory perception of smell; sensory perception of smell. NCBI's taxonomy places the organism in Eukaryota, Metazoa, Arthropoda, Insecta, Lepidoptera, Pieridae. The record is from RefSeq and is a predicted model, not a curated record. Gene Ontology annotation, molecular function: olfactory receptor activity; odorant binding.
AUGGAUACGCCACUCGAUAUUGCCAAAAGGGAAAUACGUGCUAUAAAGGCGUGUGUGUUAUGGUACAAGAAAACUGUGUUUCAACAAUUGCUGACCGAACUUGCUGAAAUCUGGCCUGUGCCUCCACUAACGGCUGAAAAUCAAAGGAUCAAAUACAAAAGUUUGAGUACUUUGCGCAGAGUUCAUGCUUGGUACUUCGCAGUUAACCUUUGCGGGGUGUGGGGUUAUAAUCUGACACCGAUAUGUAAACACUACUAUCGCCGAUACUAUGGUGAAGAAUCUCAAAUCGGUACCAUUUGGUCAUCCUGGUAUCCUUUUGACAAAACGCAACCAGUUGCUCACUUUUUCGUUUACCUUUUCGAAAUUCUAAUGGGUCAAGUGUGUGUGUGGAUAACAUUAAGUAUGGAUUUAUUAUUUUCGGGAAUGGCAAGCCAUAUUGUAUUGUUACUACGUUUUCUUCAAGACCAACUUAAAUCAUUAACGGUCUUAAAUAAAACAGACAAGGAAUAUCAUCAGGAAAUUGUUAAUUGUAUAAAACUUCACCAACGCUUAAUUAGAUAUUGUUUUGACAUUGGGGAAGCUUUUUCUUUCAUAAAUUUAGUAAAUAUUGUACUCAGUUCAAUCAAUAUAUGCUGCGUUGUUUUUACCAUAUUGGUUUUGGACCCCUUCCUGGAGAUUAGUAACAAACUCUUCUUGGUGUCGGCUUUACUUCAAGUGGGUAUGCUGUGUUGGUAUGGACAAGAUAUAAUUCAUGCGAACUCAAACAUAUCAAUCGCGGCAUAUAACAGCGAAUGGUAUGAAAUGAGUCCACCAUGUAGGCGUGCACUCCUCUUAAUGAUACAAAGAACACAAAAACCUAUUGGAUUCACAGCAAUGAAUUUUACAUAUAUAUCCUUAUUGACGUAUACAGCGAUAAUGACACGAGCGUAUUCUUACUUCGCUCUGCUCUAUACAUUAUACAAUAAAAACCAAGGAACACCUUCUGUAAAAUCAUUUAAAAUGGAAAAUGAAACUCUGGCGAAACAAGAAAUAAAGGAUUCACUUAGGCUUAGUAAUACUAUUUUAAAACUUCUUGGUUUUACGUUAGAUAAACCAGCAACUGUUUCUGAUGCUGUGGUUCAAAAAAUUUUAUUUAGUGCCACCAUUGUUAUGAUCUCUAUUCACGUUCUUAGUGAAUUGGCGUGUCUCUAUGUUACAUCCAUAACUACGCCACAGGUUGAUCAAGUAGUUCCUUUACUUCACAUAGUUGGUUAUGGGACAUUGGGUAUAUUAAAAUUCACUGUACUAUGUUCUAAAAGAAAAGUGUUUGCGCAAUUAUUGAGUGACCUGGCCACAAUAUGGCCGGUACCGCCUCUUGAGAAGGAAGCUCAGGGAUUAAAGAAUAGCAAUUUGCGGACCCUUCGUCUUAUGCACAGCUGGUAUUUCGCUUUAAAUGAAUCUGGCACACUAUUUUACAUUAUAACUCCUAUAGGUUUAUACAUAUACUACCAUAUGCGCGGACAAGCUUAUGUCAUAAGGACAGUUUGGAGAUCUUGGUAUCCCUUCAACAUAUAUCAACAAGAAUGGAUUCAUGUCUUAAUUUACAUCUUCGAGACUUUCUCUGGACAAUCAUGCGUAUGGGCGAUGAUCGGGUCCGACCUUUUGUUUACUGGUAUGGUCAACCACAUUAUUUUAUUAUUAAAAAUUCUACAACAACGCCUCAGAAAUUUAGGCAGAACUAAAAGCUCUAGUGAAGAGGAUGGCAAGAAACUUGUUGAAUGUAUCAAACUACAUCAAAGGCUGAUUAAAUACUGCAAAGAUUUAGAAAAUGCCUUUUCCCUCGUCAACCUUAUUAACAUUUGUCUAAGCUCAGUUAACAUCUGUUGCGUUCUUUUCGUAAUAGUGUUAAUAGAACCGAGAUUAGGACUGAGCAACAAAUUGUUUUUUGGUGCGUCCCUCAUUCAAAUUGGUUUAAUUUGUUGGUAUGGUGAAGAUUUAAUACAAGAGAAUGCGAAUAUAGCUGAAGCAGCUUAUAACAGCAACUGGUAUAACCUUAAUCUUUCAUCAAGGCGGAGGUUGGCAUUUCUAAUACAGAGAGCUCAAAAGCCGAUAGCUUUUACUGCAAUGGGUUUCACCAAUAUUUCACUAGUUACUUAUUCUGCGAUUCUUACAAGAUCAUAUUCGUAUUUCACUCUACUUUACACAAUGUAUAGUGAAGUAACCGUUAUAUACGUCACUAUUCAUGUUUUUACUGAAUUAUCAUUCCUUUAUGUCACAUCAACAAAUUCGCCGCGGGUCGAAGAUGUGGUGCCUUUGAUACACAAGGUUGGAUACGGAAUAUUGAGUAUAACAAAGUUCACGGUGCUCUAUUUUAAAAGAAAAGUAUUUGCACAACUACUGGAUGACCUGGCGACAAUAUGGCCAGUGCCACCACUUGCGAAGGAAGCUCAGGCUUUGAAGAGUAACAGCCUUAAGUCCCUCCGGAUUAUGCAUAGCUGGUAUUUUGGCUUGAAUGAAUCAGGUGUAAGUUUUUAUAACAUUACCCCUUUAUGUUUAUACUUGUUCUAUCAUAUCCGAGGACAAGUUUAUGAGAUCAAAACAGUUUGGAAAUCAUGGUAUCCCUUCAAUAUUUAUAAACAGAAAUGGAAACAUGUAUCGGUGUACAUAUUCGAAAUUUUCUCAGGACAAUCCUGCGUAUGGGUUAUGAUAAGUACCGACCUUUUGUUUACUGGAAUGUCUAACCACAUCAUUCUACUAUUGAAAAAUUUACAACGACGUCUAUUAAGUCUAGGCAACAGUAAUAGCACCGACCAAGAAAAUUACCGUGAAGUAGUUGGAUGCAUAAAAUUACACCAGAAGCUUAUUCAAUACUACAAAGAUUUAGAGAGUGCCUUUACUCUUGUGAACCUCAUCAACAUUUGUUUAAGCUCUUGUAACAUCUGCUGUGUCCUUUUUACCAUAAUCUUGAUAGAACCAAUGUUAGAAUUGAGCAACAAGUUGUUUUUAGGCGCAUCACUAAUUCAAAUUGGUUUAAUAUGUUGGUAUGGAGAUGAUAUAAUACAAGAGAAUGCGAAAAUAGCAGAUGCAGCUUACAACAGUAAUUGGUACACGCUAAGUCCCCGAUGUAGACGAAUUUUGGCAAUUCUAAUACAAAGAGCUCAACAGCCCAUUGCGUUUACCGCUAUGGGUUUCACCAAUAUAUCACUUAUUACAUAUUCUGCGAUUCUUACAAAAUCGUAUUCGUACUUCACGCUGCUUUACACAAUGUAUAGCCAAGAUUAAUGGGACUUGGGUGACGUGAUACAUAAGAAAAUACAAAUUUUCAAAUAAUAUACCCUAGCCUGUUUUGUGUU